GAUGGUCCCAUAUGUAAACACAAAAUGACAUCUCGAGUCUGGACGGGAUUCACGGACGAAGAUAUUAUUAAUUUACAAAAAGGAAAUGGCACGCAGAAUGCUAAAGUUAAGAAGCAGACACCACCUUUGCGGCAAGCCAAGUUGCAGGGCGGAGCCAAGCAACCACCACGGGAGAAACUGGGGAUCGUGAAGAUGGGAAAAACACCUCACAGUUACACACCCAUCCCCCCUCAGGCUAGGCUCUCAGAGUCGAAGGAACAAGACUACCCCAGUAGUUCCUCUCCGUCAUCAGAUCAUCAUAGUCCAGAGCAUCUUCAGAGCAGCUCACAGUCUGUCUCCCCAACACCCCCAUCACCCUGCAAAUCACCCACAGGAAGUCAUGCCAAAAAUGUCAAAAUCCGUGUAAGAGAGAACAAUUCCUACGAAUUAGUGUCCACCAACGGCACAACCACUCCAGACCAGCUUGACAAUCAGUCUGAGUGUGAGCAUUUAAUUGAAGAUAAGAUGGAUGAUGGUAGUGGAAGGGGAGAGGGUGUGACGCUAGAAAUGUUCCAGAAACGGCAGAAAAUGAUGGAGGAACAGAACCGACUGAGAAGAGAGAUGCUUGCCAAAGCCAUUGCAGAUAGGAGUCGUCGCACUCAGUCAGAAGCUCAAAAACUGAAACAGAUCCAAGUAGAGUUGGCUAAGUUGGACUCUCUUCUCUCAACUGACGUUUCUAUACUACGAGACCAAAUAGAAGUGGCCAGUUUGGAAUUCAGUGAAGCGCAGAAGAGAUAUGACAAAGCUGAGCGAGAAUUCAUCGAGGCCAAGCUCCAGCUGUUCAACAAGCUGGAGAAGAAGGAACUACUGACGGAACACCUUUGCCGCAUUAUCGAGGCCAAUGAGCAGAGGAAGGCCAACAAACUCUCCGAGCUCAUGGCUAAGCUGGAGAUGGUUGAUGUGUCUGCCGAGUUGCCCGAGCCCAGUCCUGGAGAGGUUCUGCCACAACUAGCCAGCCUGGAUGAGAUCACAUACACCGCCUGCACAACCUUGAAAGACCCAAAGAAAACCGCACUUACAAUACAGCAGAUUCAGGCAAAGAACAAGGGAGACAUCCCAAAACCCACUCUAAAAGAGGAACCACAGAAUGAGAAAGGUAGGAAGGAUAUGGAUGAUAAACAGGAGACACAAGAGAGUGUUGGGAAAAAAGAAAAUGAGACUGUACAGGAAAACAAAGUUGAUUCUCCAAGGGAAGAUGAUGGAGGUCUGAAAGAAAACAGUACCGAGAGAACAAGAGAAACGAAUGAAAGUCAGGUGCAAAAUCAAGCGGAAAGUGAAAAAGGCUCUUCAGCUGGUGAGAGCAGUAACGUAGAAAGUUCUGAGAAAGACAUUGAUGAAAAGGAGAUAAAAAAGGAAGGAGAAGAACACACAGAAAAAGGGAUGGUAGAGGAGGCUGAGAAGUGCCCCAAGGAUGAACAAGAAGCAUCUAGUCUACAGAGCAUCCCCAAAGGAGUUGGUGUCAAGGGAGAAACCUGAGCAACGAAAGAGGCCUUUUCAUGAGUUUUUUCCUCUUUUUUUUCUUUUCUUUUCUUUUUUCAUGUCAGUCAGUGUAGUAGGCUCCUUGCUGCUUGAUCCACACAUCAUUGAUCAAAUUUCUUAAGUUGUGGAGUUGAGUGUUAUUAAUAUUGUCAGUGUGAUGACAAGUGCAAUAUUGAUUAAAAUGUCUUCCUUGCAAAUCAGGCACUUAGCGGUUGUGGCGUAGGUAAUGCCAGUAUAUCCCUCUGAUUUCCCAUCAAAGUCAUGCAAAAAAUAUGCUUCCUUUUGCCAUAGUCACUUCUUGCAUUGCUGCCAUUUCAUGUCCAUACAUGUUCUGUUCUUUCCAUGCAAUAAAAAUCCACUGCAUGUAAACUCUUGCUGGCAUGAGAUGAUUGCCUGAUCCCAAUGCUCAUUUCAAUCAGACACUCACAGACUUCAGCUUUAUUAAGAUUAGGGUCUUCUCCAUGACAGAUUGUAAUGGUCAGAUGUACUCAACUAUUAGUUGUAAUGUAUUCAUGUGGGCUAUGAAUGUGUCAGUGUAUUAUUUGAAUUAUUUGUGCCUGAUGCUUUAAUGUAGAUGUUACUUGUACUAUGGUACAUUGAGAUUUGAAGUCAGUUGUUAUACAGUAUAUGGAUGAUGCCAAUCAACACUAUAAACACAAGUAUGAUGCUCAAGUUUUCUCACAAGGAGGUUAUGUUCAACUGUUGCUCUAUGCACUUAAAAAAAGCUUAACUGGAA
Messenger RNA from Penaeus vannamei (Pacific white shrimp), 2254 nucleotides. RefSeq names its product Golgin, RAB6 interacting (gene Gorab). NCBI's taxonomy places the organism in Eukaryota, Metazoa, Arthropoda, Malacostraca, Decapoda, Penaeidae. The record is from RefSeq and is a predicted model, not a curated record. Gene Ontology annotation, biological process: non-motile cilium assembly.